This is a messenger RNA of Tribolium madens (black flour beetle), 1422 nucleotides long. It is a transcript of the gene mtTFB2, whose product is annotated as dimethyladenosine transferase 2, mitochondrial. Lineage: Eukaryota; Metazoa; Arthropoda; Insecta; Coleoptera; Tenebrionidae. Gene Ontology annotation, molecular function: rRNA (adenine-N6,N6-)-dimethyltransferase activity; mitochondrial transcription factor activity. Bases 61 to 1389 code for a protein of 442 amino acids. Gene Ontology annotation, cellular component: mitochondrial matrix. The transcript has 8 exons. The record is from RefSeq and is a predicted model, not a curated record. Gene Ontology annotation, biological process: rRNA methylation; transcription initiation at mitochondrial promoter.
GGUUUUGUUCCGCGGGGUUGUGAUUCCUUUCUGCUUCUACGACAAGAUGGCACUCAAAUAAUGAAUAUUAACCUACAGGUUUUGAAGCAACGACAUAAAUUGAAGUUAUUACCCCCUAUAUGUAAAUGUUUAAACAAAUUUGAAUCUACAAAAUGUGAAGACAUCUUGUUCACCUCUGAAGAAAUCGCCCCACCUCCCAUAAAAUCCUCUAAAGUUAUCCCAGAAGAGUCAAGAAAAUCCCAUAGGGCCAGACUAGGUCAAUUUUUCCGUAAGCAUCCACACUUAUAUGCAGUGAAGGACGACAUCCCCGAAAAAUAUCUCGCUUUGAAGAGAUUAACACCCCCUGAUAAUUUAUAUUUGAUAGACGUAGAAGUUGCAAAAAAGGCUGUGACGCACAUUUUGCCUGAUAUAAGAACAAAUGAAAACCAACUAGUUUGUGAAACAAAUGCUGGUUUGGGUCUUAUAAGCGGGGAAUUACUUGAUAAUGGAGUUAAGUUAGUGCGGUUGUACGAGUCUUGCCCGGAUUUUAAACACUAUUUAAAAAGUAGGUUUGAACCCUACAAAGGACGUGUUGAACUAUUUACCAAAGACCUCUUUCUCUUACACAGAUAUGAAUUUAUAGAUAAGCAAGAUCAUGGUAACAGAGUAGAGCAAUUACUUAAAGGUAUCCCUACGAAAGCGUGGGAUGAUGGACCUGUACUAACUAUCAUUGGGACAAUGGCUAACAUGAAUUUCAUUCGUUUUUUAAUGAAAUCAGUGGUUUUGCAAUCAUUUAUUACAACACUAGGGAGAAUACAGUUAUAUGUUUUUAUGAAACCAAGAGACUAUGUUGUACUAACAGCCGGGCCUCACUUAAAUCUACACACGUACAAACGUUGGUCCGUAUUUUUCAACCUAUUUUUUGAUUAUGAACUGUUUGAUAAAUUCCCACGGCAAGUUUUUUUGCCUUGGCAAUCCAAAAAUUCAGCACAAUUAGGUCGUUACCCCGGCCAAGUUGAUCCUGACAUGAUGUAUUUUGUACGAAUUAAUUUCAAACAGAAACUACCCGUGGCCACAAAAAAUUUGCUACCUUUCUACGCCUUCAUUAUGCAGUUUUUUGGACAAGGGAGACAGAAAAUUAUUCCCACACUAGAGAGAUGGGUACCAGGUGCGGGAUUAGACGUAAUGAUACCUAAAUCAAAUCAUUCACAAUAUUUUAAAGACAUUAAUAUUUUCACAAAGUUUGGAGAACUUACACCGGAACAGAUACUAGCCGUUUUUGAAGAAAUGAUAUCACAUCCAGAGUACAAACAAAGUCAUUUUGUGGAAGCGAUCGAAUCUCAAUUAAUUAAGACGGAAACAAUAGAAACUAGCCUUGAGGACCAUUUCGAAAAAAGAAUAGAACACUAGAAUUUGAAAAUUAAUAAAAUCUGCUCAAUAUAA